AUGACGGCCAUUCUUCAGAGAGGAGACCGGAAGAGGAAGGCCCCCUCGGUAGCUCCCAGCUGCGGCGAUGUCGACGGCCGCAGAGGCAUAGGAACCGUCCGUCCUUCCGAGCAUUUGCACCACCUAUACGUUAGUCCUCAAGUGUAUGCUUCAGAUGUGAUGAGGCGGGGCACCACUUUUGGGAGUGCCCCCACCCUCGGUAGCCCCUGCCACUCAGACUGUUCUCUGGUGCUUGCUUUGGGUGCGUUUUUGUUGGUUUGUUGCAGCUUUGAUCUAUGCUUUAUGUUUUGUUUUUGUUGGUUUGCUCACAUAUCAUUCUUGUUCAAUUAUCUUCUCAGUCUAAAAGUGAUCCAAUGUGACAAGCGUAGGAGAAGUGCCUUCUUGAAGCAGAUCAAGGGGUUGAAGAAGAAGGCUGCAGAGCUUGCCACCUUGUGUGGAAUUGAUGUGUGCAUGGUCAGUUGCAAUCCCAAUGGUGACCUGCUCGAGACGUGGCCAGGGAGCCGGUCUGAGGUCCUCCCCAUCAUCGAACGGUACGUGAAAAUCACAGAAACUAGAAGGAAAUGGAGCAUCACUGAUGUUUCCAGCGUGUUGGAGGAUAAAAUAAAGAAUUUGCAAAGGGACCUUGAUAGGAAGCGAGCAGAGAACAAGCACGUUCUCUAUCUGUCAUGGGAUCAUCAACUGGAUGGCAUGUCAGACAGAUCUCUGAGGGAGUUGGUAGGCCAUCUUGACAUGAAAUUGGAGAAAUUGAGAGAGAGAAUUGAGAUGGUGAAAUCUAGUAGUGAAGGGAGGAGGUUGAACAUGGUGCAAACGAAACAAGAGCUUGUAAAAGAAGAUUUCAAUGCACCUAUCCCUCUUUCCUAUCUUACACCUUUGCAUCACCUCCAUACGAGUUCUCAAAAUCUUGGUUUUGAUUCUAACAUGGUGCGAACAGAACAAGAGCAUGUUGUAGAAGAAGAUUCUAAUGCACCUCCCCAUCUCUCCUAUCUUACACCUUUUUAUCACAUCCGCACAAAUUCUCAAAAUCUUGAUAUCGAUUCUGACAUGGUGGGAAUAGAACAAGAGCAUGUUGUCGAAGAAGAUUGCAAUGCACCUCUCCCUGUCUCCUAUCAUAGGCCUUUGCAUCACCUCCACAUGAGCUCUCAAAAUCUUGGUUUCAAUUUUGACAUAGGUUCAGAAAUGCCCAUGCUCAAUGGUGAUAUUGUAAGUGGAAAUUCACGUGAUUGGAUGGGUGGUUUCAAGAUUUCGAGACAAAUGAGUGUGGAAUUGAGAUGCUUCUCCCAAUUUCAAACGAGUUGGAUUACAAAUUUUAGGAUGUAUUAG
Magnolia sinica is the source of this 1320-nucleotide messenger RNA. RefSeq lists its product as uncharacterized. The coding region runs from base 1 to 1320 and encodes 439 amino acids. Gene Ontology annotation, molecular function: protein dimerization activity; RNA polymerase II cis-regulatory region sequence-specific DNA binding; DNA-binding transcription factor activity, RNA polymerase II-specific. Gene Ontology annotation, biological process: regulation of transcription by RNA polymerase II. NCBI's taxonomy places the organism in Eukaryota, Viridiplantae, Streptophyta, Magnoliopsida, Magnoliales, Magnoliaceae. The transcript is spliced from 3 exons. The record is from RefSeq and is a predicted model, not a curated record.